Messenger RNA from Theobroma cacao (cacao), 2472 nucleotides. Lineage: Eukaryota; Viridiplantae; Streptophyta; Magnoliopsida; Malvales; Malvaceae. The record is from RefSeq and is a predicted model, not a curated record.
CUUACGUAUGCGGUGCUUAGAAAACCAAAGGGAUUGCUCUAAUCUUUUUGUGUAAUUGAAAAUUUGAGUGAAGAUGUUAGGAUUUUGAGAUCGAAUUGAAGAAACUUUUCCCAUAUUUUUUUGUUGUGAAUGACAACAAGUAAAGAACGUGGCUCCAGGAGCAGGCAUGCUUUUGAUAGUGUCAUGCUAUCUUUUCUUCAUCCAGCCGACCUAGCUUAUAUGUUACUUGUGAUUGGCUAAAUGUAGGUGUUAUUAUUUCCUUCUCUGUAUGCAAAAGCCAUGUAAUAUAUAUGUACCAAUAUAAUGAAAUCUGGCUUUGGUUUUCCCCCUGUUUGAGCUUCUCUCUUUUACUACAGUUCUCUAUCUCUAAAACUCUGCUCAUACGAAAACUCUUACAGAAGAUACUCUCCCCCUUUCUCUCUCGUCAUCUCCAUGCUCGCAGCAAGGCUACUCUUUGCAGUCACAGCCGUUGUUUUUCUAGCCCUGCCUCGUGAAACUUGCAAUGCCAAGGGUAACCAUCAUUGUUCACCUUCCUCUUGCGGUAGUAUCCAGAACAUUAGCUAUCCCUUUCGGUUAAACAGCGAUCCACACAACUGCGGCGUCCCAAGGUAUAAUUCAUCUUGUCAGAACAAUCUUACAGUAUUAAACUUGAAGUCGGGAAAAUACUAUGUGCAGGCAAUCAAUUAUAAUAACUACACUAUCCGACUGGUUGACGCCGGUGUUCAGAAAGGUAACUGCUCCUCCAUACCUCAGUAUUCCUUGAGUUAUUAUAACUUCACAUCAGGAGACAUAGCUCCAUAUAGCUUAUCAUCAUGGACCUAUAACAGAUCAAAGAAUAUUCUUUUCCUAAACUGUUCAAAACCUGUAAAUGCUCAUCUCUACCUGCACUCUUCUCCCUGCCUUGAUGACGCAUUUUCCUCCAAUUUUUGGGUUCCGGAAUCAAAAGGGUACCUUUAUGUUAAAAUUGGCCGCACAAAGGCAUCAGAUUUAAGCGAAUCUUGCCGUAUAGAGCUGAUGGCUAUGACAUCCUUGCUAGGAAAAGAUGAAAAGAACAUUACAUUCCUAGAUAUCCACGAUGAGCUAGCUUAUGGAUUCGAGCUUUCAUGGUCUCAAGUUUACUGUGGAGACUGCAGGUGGUGGCCUCGUAACCUCUGCAUAAUUGAUGAGGCAAAUCAUGUAUAUUGUGGUUGGACACCUCUUGUUGGUACACUGGUCGGUAUGGUCAUAGGUACAAUAGCAUAUCUCCAUUUAGUAGCCAUUAUAUGUGGAACUCCAUGUGUGACAUUAUUUGUUGUCCACAAGUGGCGCAGGAGACAUUUAUCCAUGUAUGACACUGUUGAGGAAUUUCUGCAAAGUCACAACAACCUCAUGCCAGUAAGGUACUCUUACUCAGAUGUUAAGAAGAUGACCGAUGGUUUCAGGGUUAAGUUGGGUGAAGGAGGCUAUGGCUCUGUGUAUAAAGGAAAGCUUCGAAGUGGCCGCAUUGCUGCAAUAAAGAUGCUGAGCAAGUCCAAAGCGGACGGUCAAGAUUUUAUUAAUGAAGUUGCUACAAUAGGCAGGAUUCACCAUGUUAAUGUGGUGCAACUAAUUGGUUUUUGUGCUAAGGGAUCAAAACGUGCCCUUGUAUAUGACUUCAUGCCUAAUGGUUCUCUCGAUAAAUACAUCUUUUCCCCAGAACGAUGUACAACUUUAAGUUGGAAAAAAACAUAUGAGAUCGCUGUAGGGGUGGCUCAUGGCAUCGAGUAUCUACACCGAGGUUGUGACAUGCAAAUCUUACAUUUUGACAUCAAACCUCAUAAUAUUCUUCUGGACGAGAACUUCAUUCCAAAAAUCUCUGAUUUUGGACUAGCAAAAUUAUAUGCAGUAGAUGAUAGUAUCGUGUCAUUGACUGCAGCACGAGGAACAAUGGGAUACAUAGCUCCUGAAUUGUUCUAUAAAAACAUUGGAGGGGUCUCCUACAAAGCUGAUGUCUACAGUUUUGGCAUGUUAUUACUGGAAAUGAUAGGAAGAAGAAAGAAUUUGGACCCGUUGGCAGAACAUUCAAGUGAAAUAUACUUUCCCUUUUAUGUUUAUGGCCAAAUUAUUGAAGGAAACAAUGUCAAUGAAGUCGGGGAUGCUACAGAAGAGGACAAGGAAAUGAUAAAGAAGAUGAGCAUAGUGGCAUUGUGGUGCAUACAAAUGAAGCCAAGUGAUCGUCCUUCAAUGAGCAAAGUUGUAGAGAUGCUUGAAGGAGGAUUAGAAAGCCUGCAAGUACCUCCCAAGCCUCUACUUUAUCCAGAAGAGAGGGUUGGAGACCAAACAAAUGAAACAGAGUCAUCGUCUGCAUUAUCGUUAGUGGGGUAGUUAGUGUUUUCCCAAUAUCUAGCCAUCCGAUCUGGCAAUAACUUCCUGUAAUGGAGCAGUUUAUGCUCUGGAUUACAGUUUUCUGUAAUUUGAUUAACUUCCGGCGAUACAAUUUAGACUUUUUCUCCA